Synchiropus splendidus (mandarinfish) is the source of this 612-nucleotide messenger RNA. It is a transcript of the gene tmem220, whose product is annotated as transmembrane protein 220. The coding region runs from base 1 to 504 and encodes 167 amino acids. The transcript has 7 exons. Lineage: Eukaryota; Metazoa; Chordata; Actinopteri; Syngnathiformes; Callionymidae. The record is from RefSeq and is a predicted model, not a curated record.
AUGUCGGCAGCGACGAUGUCAACAUGUCUGACCGUGGUCUGGAGGACCUGCAACGUUUUCAUGUCGGUGUUCUUCGCUCUCGCCUCAUACGUGCAGAUCAAUGACCCGGAUGCGGCGCUGUGGAUGGUCGGCUACGGCGUCCCCGCGCUCCUCUGUGCUGUCAUUGGCUUCAACCCACGUGUGACAGAGUCUGUGGUGUGGAGGCGUGUGGCUGAUUUCCAUGUGUUGAUCUCCUCCGCCGCCGUGUCCAUGCUGGGGUGGAAGCUUCACAAACUGAAGACCACUGAUGUGUUUCAGCAGGAGGAGGGGAGGGAGUUUUCCGGCCUCUUGAUCACAGUGCUGUGGUUUCUGUUGUGUCGUCACUCCGGCAGGUCUGCAGUGGGGACGCUGCGGGUGGCCACAGCGGUUGCCAUAACAACGUUCCCAUUUGUGGCCUGGCUUUACUACUACAUCAACCAGGAGCUGAGAGCCUCCUGGCCCUCUCAUUGCAAAACUGCCAUCUAAGACUGAACCAGUCAGUGCUGGACUGAAAAUGACCAAAGAGCUGCUCAAUGUCUGUUUAUUGCUGCAAAAUAAUGGUUGAUUAAAAUUGUCUUUCAGUAAGCACAACAA